AUGGAUGCAGGUGAAUGGAUUGAAUCUUUCGUCCGAGGCGCAAUGUGCCUUCUGGGAAUUGUGGGGAACAACUGGCUGGCUGUCCGUUCCAUUCCGAGUAAGACGUCCCAAAUCAGGACCAACGAAAUGCUCUUCAUCAACCUGGCCAUCUCCAACCUCAUCACAAACGUCCUCGUGGACCUGCCCGACACCAUGGCGGACUUUGCCGACGAGUGGUUCCUGGGGAGGACCUAUUGCGCUAUAUUCCAGUUCUGCUCGGACCUCUCCGCGACCAGCAGCAUCGUCUCGACGUCUCUGAUCACCAUUUAUUGGCACCAGAAGCUGGUGGGGUCGCUGAGCCGCGGCACGGCCCCGGUGCGUCUGGACAGCCUGCGUCUGGUGGCCGCUCUGCUGGCCGGAGGAUGGGCCAUGGCGGUGGUGUUCAGCGCCCCCCACUUCUACUUCGUCUCCCUGGACACGAGCAACAGCAGCUCGGACGACUGUGUGGAAAGCUUCCCCUCCCCCGUGGCCAGGCAAACGUACGAGGCCAUGUACCUGACCCUGGCCAACGCGGUGCCCAUCGCCGGCAUGGUCUUCUCCUCCAUUCAGAUCGUCAUCACGCUGCUUCGCCACCAGGCGCGCAUCGUGGCCAUGAACUCUGAAGCCCACAGCGGCGCGGCGAGCGCCCAAGCUAACGGCGACGCACCCCCCGGCAACCAAGCGCAAGCGCCCAACGCCCCCUCCGCUCAAGAGCCGUCAAAGGAGCCGUCCAACCAAGCCCAAGGUACAGUUCAGCCGAGCCCCAAAGAGGCUCCAACCAGGCCAAACAAGGCCAGCGGUAGCCCGAGCAACCAGGUAAGAGCGGCGAAGAGCGUGGUGGCAGUAGCUAGCGUGUUCCUGGUCUGCUGGCUCACCCACAUGGUGCUCCGCAUCAGCAGCAACGUGCACGAGUCCUCUCUCGUGGUGGAGGUGGCCAGCUACAUUGCAGCGUCUUACACCUGCAUUAUUCCCUACAUCUUCCUGUACGGCGUCAAGAAGCUGUCAUGCUCCUGUAGACGUUAA
This is a messenger RNA of Conger conger (European conger), 1041 nucleotides long. Its product is annotated as rhodopsin. Bases 1 to 1041 code for a protein of 346 amino acids. Gene Ontology annotation, molecular function: G protein-coupled receptor activity. Gene Ontology annotation, biological process: G protein-coupled receptor signaling pathway. Gene Ontology annotation, cellular component: membrane. The transcript has a single exon. Lineage: Eukaryota; Metazoa; Chordata; Actinopteri; Anguilliformes; Congridae. The record is from RefSeq and is a predicted model, not a curated record.